AUGGAUCCAGGCUUUGAUGACGGCCCAAGCGUUGCAGACCCAUUUGUCGUUGAUGGAGCAAACUGGCGUUAUGCCGACCUGCAGAGGCCAAGAAAGUCCUCCUGGUGCAAGGUCCCAGGGUCGAUGCGGCCUGAUCCAUUUGGCAGUCCAUCCCAAGACGAGCUGUCGGCUCUGCUAUUUCGGACGCUGUUACCGGACUCAUAA
Colletotrichum truncatum is the source of this 204-nucleotide messenger RNA. The record is from RefSeq and is a predicted model, not a curated record. Lineage: Eukaryota; Fungi; Ascomycota; Sordariomycetes; Glomerellales; Glomerellaceae.